UUCGUCCAAAUGGGACUGUUUUGCGAGCUACCGUUUGGCCAUCGUUAACCUCGCCGAUGAUUCCAAGUCCAUUGAUCGGGAUUCCUAGCACCGGUUUUCCACUAAAAAGAAAUCCCAUGGCUGGUGCGAUUUCACCCCUUCCUCUUCUGUUUUGGAUUCCAAAUUAGGUUAUAUGUUUAAUAACGACGCCUUAUUAUUCACCGCUGAUAUCUUAAUCCAUGAACCCAGCUCGCGAGACUGGGUUGGCAACGAACCCAUGCGCGAGCUGGGUUCUCUCUCUCAGUCUCUCUCCCUCUCCCGAAUACAAACAAUGGCGCCUUCUGUGGUUAUGCUCUGCUUUGCUCCUUUGCUCUUGCUUUCCGUGCUGGUGAAUGCGAGAAUCCCAAGGGUUUAUAAUGGUGGGCCGUGGCAGAGCGCCCAUGCCACUUUCUACGGCGGCAACGACGCCUCUGGGACUAUGGGUGGUGCUUGUGGGUAUGGCAAUCUGUACAGCCAAGGUUAUGGCGUGAACACGGCGGCCCUGAGCACUGCUCUCUUCAACAAUGGGCUCAGUUGCGGGUGUGGGAAUUUCCGGUAAUAUUUUUUCUUGGGAACCAAACAGUAGAAAAUAUCUGAUUCUAUUUUCUUCUUUUCCAAAAUUUUAAUUAAUUAAUUUUUUUUUG
Rubroshorea leprosula is the source of this 662-nucleotide messenger RNA. The record is from the annotation of a GenBank genome assembly. NCBI's taxonomy places the organism in Eukaryota, Viridiplantae, Streptophyta, Magnoliopsida, Malvales, Dipterocarpaceae.